UACGGAUCACUAUCAUACACAAUCAUAUAUAUAUUCAAACGAAAAUUUCGAAUCGGGUCAAAUAUCUGAUAAAUCUGACGAUUUAACGAUCCAAUUUUCUCCUUAUUUUUGAAUUGGGAAAAUUUAGGAAACAAUUAGAAAUGUUUAAUGGUAUGAUGGAUCCAGAAUUGAUGAGAAUGGCUCAAGAGCAAAUGAGUCGUAUGUCCCCAGCAGAUUUGGCUCGGAUGCAGCAACAGAUGAUGUCUAAUCCUGAUUUAAUGAGAAUGGCUACUGAAGGCAUGAAAAACAUGAGGCCAGAUGAUUUAAAAGUUGCUGCAGAACAGUUGAAGCAUACCCGUCCGGAGGAUAUGGCUGAGAUUGGUAAGAAAAUGGCUAAUGCAUCACCUGAAGAAAUAGCAACGAUGCGUGCCCAAAUGGAUGCACAGGUUAAAUAUGAAAUUAGUGGAGCUGAGUUGCUGAAGAAGCAGGGAAAUGAUCUUCACACCAAGGGAAAGUUUAACGAGGCCCUGCAGAAAUAUUCGCUUGCAAAGAAAAAUCUGUCAAGCAUUCCUGCCGCGAAAGGCAGGAGUAUCUCAUUGGCUUGUUCCUUGAACAUGAUGUCGUGUUACUUAAAAACUGGACAAUACGAUGACUGCAUAAAGGAAGGUAGUGAGGUUUUGGCAUAUGACGACAAUAAUAUCAAGGCCCUUUAUCGUAGGGGUCAAGCUUAUAGAGAGCUGGGACAGUUAGAAGAUGCUGUGUCUGACUUGAGUAAAGCACAUGAAGUCUCUCCUGAUGAUGAAACUAUUGCUGAUGUCUUAAGGGGUGUCCAGGAAAGGUUGGUGAAAGAAGGUGGUGCUGGAGCUUCAAGACGUAGAGGAGGAUUGGUUAUUGAAGAAAUAACUGAAGAAGAACCAUUAGUGUCUUCAGAAGCUGCGGAUAGUUCUGUUGCAAAAAAUGUUGCCUCACAACCACGUGAAGCGAUCAGCCCUCCUAAGAGUCAAAAUGAAAUUCUUGGUGGGCCUCCCUUAUCAAGUUCAGAGUCCUUGGAAGCUUUGAAAAAUGACCCAGAAUCCAUUAGAUCCUUCCGGAAUUUUAUUUCUCGCGCUGAUCCGGACACCCUAUCUGCCUUAAGUGGUGGAAAUGCUGAAGGCAUACCUCCUGAAAUGGUAAAGACUGCCUCCAAUGUUAUUGGCAAGAUGUCACCGGAAGAACUACAAAGGAUGGUCCAGAUGGCUUCCUCCUUUCAAGGUGAAAAUCCGUUUCUUAAAAAAGGUUCCUCGGGUAACCUUGGCCCUGGUUCAGUCCCUCCAAAUGUAACACCUGACAUGCUGAAAAUGGCAACUGAUAUGAUGGGCAAGAUGUCUCCAGAUGAAAUGUCGAAGAUGUUUGAAAUGGCAUCUUCGUUAAAAGAGAAAAGUCCAGUAUCAGCUGCAACAACUAUAGAUUCUAAUGGGUCAAGUUGGCAGUCAAAACCUCGAGACACUAGGGAAAAUUUCAAAGUGGAUGACAGUACAAGUGCAAGCACUUCAUCACAAGGGUUUUCUACUUCAAAUAAUGGUUCUCAAUCAAGCUUAUCAAGUUCGAAUGUUGAUCUGCAAGAAGAAAUGAGAAACCGAAUGAAAGAUCCAGCCAUGAAACAGAUGUUCUCUUCAAUGAUUAAGAACAUGAGUCCAGAGAUGAUGGCUAACAUGAGUGAACAAUUUGGUAUGAAGCUCAGUCAGGCAGAUGCAGAGAAAGCUCAACAGGCGAUGUCAUCUUUGUCACCAGAUGACUUGGAAAAAAUGAUGAAGUGGGCUGACAGAAUUCAGAGAGGAGUGGAAGGCGCAAAGAAGACGAAAAAUUUCCUCUUAGGUAAACCUGGCAUGAUGUUGGCUAUACUUGUGCUUCUUUUGGCACUCGUCCUUCACUGGCUGGGCUUCAUCGGGCGCUAGACUUUACGGGUGCUAGCCAAAGAUUAGCAGAAAGAGCUGCCAGUAUGCCCAUGUUCGACAAGUGGAGUAGUAGUUUGGAAUCUUUGUUGUAAUGCACUUGAAAUGGGAAUCAGUGGAUGAAAGUGUAACCAGUUGGUUGAAGAUGACACCAGUUAUUUUAUUAUAUUACAUUUCUCCCUGUUUCUUGAUUUUUGGGUGUGCUGAUGAGGCUGUAUCUGCAACUUGCCAAAUUGUUUAGUUCGUUGUUUCGCAGUAGAACCCGCCGUUUCAAGAUGAUUUUUUGUAAGACUUACUCUUUUUCCAAAUUCAGAAGUCAUGAACUGACUGUGUUAGAUAUAAUUCAUAUUACAGAAAAUAACAAUUUCUUUUUUGCAUC
Messenger RNA from Lycium ferocissimum, 2289 nucleotides. Its product is annotated as outer envelope protein 61. The transcript has 11 exons. NCBI's taxonomy places the organism in Eukaryota, Viridiplantae, Streptophyta, Magnoliopsida, Solanales, Solanaceae. The record is from RefSeq and is a predicted model, not a curated record. Gene Ontology annotation, molecular function: protein binding. The coding region runs from base 141 to 1913 and encodes 590 amino acids.